This is a messenger RNA of Chinchilla lanigera (long-tailed chinchilla), 1584 nucleotides long. RefSeq names its product alkB homolog 3, alpha-ketoglutarate-dependent dioxygenase (gene Alkbh3). Gene Ontology annotation, molecular function: dioxygenase activity. NCBI's taxonomy places the organism in Eukaryota, Metazoa, Chordata, Mammalia, Rodentia, Chinchillidae. Gene Ontology annotation, biological process: DNA alkylation repair; DNA repair. The coding region runs from base 444 to 1304 and encodes 286 amino acids. The transcript is spliced from 10 exons. Gene Ontology annotation, cellular component: nucleus. The record is from RefSeq and is a predicted model, not a curated record.
AGGACGGCUCUGAGGUCAGUCCCUGAGCGACCUCAGGGGCCUCAUUUAGGGCCUCCUGGAGGAAAAGGAUCUAAAUGAGAGAAAGGAGAGAGCCUUUACCAGUGACCAGUUUCUUUCACCUGCGAGGCGCGCUUACUCAGCGCCCCAUCUGUAAGGAAAGUAUUGAGAUCUCUGUUUCUUAAGGAAGAAACGGGGACUCCGGCGGAGUCAGGGUUGUGUCGCUGGGCAGCGACAGAUUCGGAGUGCCUGUUCUUUGCACGGAAAUCAGGUCCUCAGGCUUUACCUGCAUGAAGAAUCCCGGGGUGGAGGGUGGCGUUGGCCAAGGGAUUCUGAGACUCCACAAACUGAUGAAGUCUGGGACUCCACACAUGGAAUACUACUGUGUGAUUUGAAUCAGGAAUGAAAUCUUCUGAGAGCUCAGGGCAGAAGCUUUUUUGGUCAACAUGGCAGACAAAAGACGUCAGGCGCGGGUGCAGGGAGCCUGGGCUGCCCCUGCUAAGAAACAGUCUGCUGCUCAUCCAGCUACCGAUGCUGGGAGCCUUCUCCACCAGAUGCCUGGUCAGACCUGGGGGAACAAGGAACAUCCUCUGUCUGACAGAGUGUUUGUGUUCAAAGAACCCCAGCAGGUAGUACGCAGAGCCCCAGAGCCCCGAGUGAUCGACAGGGAGGGUGUGUAUGAAAUCAGCCUGUCACCUACAGGCAUCUCUAGGGUGCGUUUGUAUCCUGGCUUUAUCGACUCAAAGGAAGCUGACUGGGUAUUGGAACAGCUGUGUCGGGACGUUCCCUGGAAACAGCGGAUGGGCAGCAGAGGGGAUGUAACUUAUCUGCAACCAAGACUUACAGCAUGGUAUGGAGAACUUCCUUACACUUACUCGAGAGUCACUAUGGAACCAAAUCCUCACUGGCACCCUGUGCUGCGCACACUGAAGCACCGCAUUGAAGACAACACCGGCCACACCUUUAACUCCGUGCUCUGCAAUCUCUACCGCGACGAGAAGGACAGCGUGGACUGGCACAGUGACGACGAGCCCGCGCUCGGGAGGUGGCCCGCCAUCGCUUCGCUCAGCUUCGGUGCCACACGCGCUUUUGAGAUGAGGAAGAAGCCCCCGCCUGAAGAGAACGGAGACUAUACCUAUGUGGAAAGAGUGAAGAUACCCUUGGAUCACGGGGCCCUGUUAAUCAUGGAAGGAGCUACACAAGCGGACUGGCAGCAUCAAGUGCCCAAAGAAUACCACUCCAGAGGUCCGAGAGUAAACCUGACCUUUCGCACCAUUUAUCCGGACCCCAGAGGGGCACCCAGCUGACGUGAGCGCUGCGGAGCUUUGCGUGCAGUGGCUACGCCCACAAGGCCCUUUGGCCCUUCGGCUGGAAGACACUUCAGGAAGCUGCUCAGCUUAUCCCGAGAUGCAGCUCUUUGGAAGAUGGUGGCAUUUGCUUCCCAGCUCACUGUCCCGUUAAAUGAGAGCCCACAGCAGUUCAUUUGGUUUUAUGUCCACUGUGGGAACAGUUGUUCCGAAGCACAUCUCAAAAUCGUGCAUUAUCUUUAGACAAAUUAAAAGCCACUGCGGCUGUGCCCUCAGAUGA